Molecule: messenger RNA, 1476 nt
Organism: Oenanthe melanoleuca
Lineage: Eukaryota; Metazoa; Chordata; Aves; Passeriformes; Muscicapidae
Gene: FEZ1
Product: fasciculation and elongation protein zeta 1
Exons: 10
Coding region: 139-1332 (397 amino acids)
Cellular component (GO): axon; cytoplasm
Source: RefSeq, a predicted model, not a curated record
GACGUCCCUUGACCACCAUCCGCAUCCCUUCCCGGUGACGUCACCGGUCCUCCCCCGCGCCUGCGCAGUGCGCGCCCAGCACCCCCCGGCGCGGCGCGGAGGAUGCGGGGCUGCAGGUGAGGCAGCACCAGGUGAGAGAUGGAGGCGCCGCUGGUCAGCCUGGAGGAGUUCGAGGAGGGGCCGGCGGGCGGGGGCGCCCCGCAGCGCCCCGCGGACCCCGCGCUGGCCGAGCUGGAGAGCUUCUCUGCCGAGAUGAUGAGCUUCAAGUCCAUGGAGGACCUGGUGCAGGAGUUCGACGAGAAGCUCACCGUGUGCUUCCGAAACUACGACGCGGCCACCGAGGGGCUGGCGCCCGUGCGGGGCCGGCUGCAGGCGCAGGAGGAGGAGGAGCGCCUGCAGGAUGAGGAGGUCUGGGAUGCUCUGACCGAUGGCUUUGCCCCCCGGGGCUCCCCCCGGCCGUGGCAGCUCCCUGGGACUGAGCCCCUCCAUGGCAGCGACCCCCAGCUCGGUGGGAAGGAGGAGGAGGAGGAAGAGGAGGAGGAGCUCACUGAGAGGAGUGAGCAGGACUCUGGGAUCAACGAGGAGCCGCUGCUGACAGCUGAGCAGGUCAUCGAGGAGCUGGAGGAGCUCAUGCAGAGCUCACCUGACCCCGAGGCUGACCCCGAGGGGGAGGAGGAAGAGGAGGAGGAGGAGGAUGAGGAGGAGGAGGAGGAAGGCAAGGCUGAUGCUGAAGGCAAAGGUGGUGGCACGGAGCCCAUCGUGCUGCAGGAGCUGCAUGCUUUCUCCCCUGCCCUCAACAACAACUGCUCCCACGAAGGGCUGCGGCAGCUGUCGGCGCGGGAGCUGCUGGCGGCCGCGGGCCGGGCGGAGGCGGCGAGCCGAGCGCUCUCGGCAGAGCUGGUGGCGCAGCUGGCGCGGCGGGACGAGCUGGCCUUCGAGAAGGAGGUGAAGACAGCGUUCAUCGGGGCGCUGCUGGCCGUGCAGGGCGAGCAGCGAGAGCAGAGAGAGGCCGCCCGGCGCCGCCGCAGGGACAAGGGGCUGAGCCUGCAGGGCACAAAGGGCUCUGAGCGCGGCAGCCACAUGCCCCGCAAGCGCUUCAGCAUGGAGGGCAUCUCCAGCAUCCUGCACUCCGGCCUGCGCCAGACUUUUGGUCCCACCACCAACGAGAAGCAGUACCUGAACACGGUGAUUCCAUACGAGAAGAAGGGCUCACCACCCUCUGUUGAGGACCUGCAGAUGCUCACCAACAUCCUGUUUGCCAUGAAGGAGGGGAAUGAGAAGGUGCCCACUCUGCUCACGGAUUACAUCCUCAAAGUGCUCUGCCCGACCUGACCUGGUGCUGCCCCCACACUCCCACCCCAAAACGGGGCCAAACCCAAGGAAAAAGGGUCCCACCCACCCGUGGCUGCCCCACCCUGCACCUCCCCCUUUGCACAGCUGGGAAUAAAGAAUUCCUUACGUUAAUUAGGCAACUGG